UUUCCUGCUUGGGCUCUGCGCAGUCCCGUUCCGGGGAGGAGAAUCCAGACACUCUAAUGGCAUCGUGUUCAUCUCUUGGAACCUUGGUUCUUUCUAGCGGAGGAUUAACAGCAGACGUGCUUCCAGCUCAGGAUUUGGUGUCUGUUGAGGAUGUAGCUGUGUGUUUCUCCGUGGAGGAGUGGGCCCUGCUGGAUUCCAAGCAAAAAGCCCUGCACCAAGAGGUCAUGCUGGAAAAUGCAAGGAAUAUGGCCUCCUUAGGACAAGAUACUGUACUUUUCCAUCAACUCUUUCGUUGGCUAGAAAUGUCUUCCCAAGGAAAGCGACCAAGCUCUACUUCACUUCAACAUGGACGCAAGAAACAAAGGAGAAGAAUCAAUUUGGACUUGAAAAUGAAAAUAAUUAAAGCCCACGAGAAGGGGAAGAAGAUAAAGACCAUAGGAGAAGAAGAAGGACUGGCCUCGUCCACCAUCUGCACUAUCCUUAAGGAUAAAGAAAAGAUAAAAGAGGCAAUUAAAUCAGCUCCAGGAACAGAUGCCAUAAUUACGAGAAAUAGGACAGGCCUCAUUUCCAAAACAGAACAGCUACUUGUGCUUUGGAUUGACGAUCGGAUCCAGAAAAGAAUGCCAAUUAGUCUCCAUCUGAUUCAGGCGAAGGCCCGCAGCAUUUUUGAAAUGCUAAAGCAAGGAGCAGGUGAGGAGCGCAGUGAGACCUUUGGGGCCAGCCGUGGCUGGUUUAUGCGAUUCCAAAAACGAUUUAAUUACUAUAACAUACGAACUACUGGUGAAGCUUUGAGUGCUGAUGAAGAAGCUGCCCAACGCUUUCCAGACAAACUGGAUGAAAUUGUAGUAGAGGGCAACUAUUCGCCACAGCAGAUCUUUAAUGUGGAUGAAACUGGGCUGUAUUGGAAGCAAAUGCCAGGACGGACUUACAUCCACAAAGAGGGCAAAACAACGCCUGGAUCUAAAGCAUCUGAGGACAGAAUAACUUUGUUGUUGGGUGGAAAUGUCUCUGGGUUCAAGUUGAAGCCAUUGCUGAUUCAUAGAUCAGAGAAUCCUCAUGUCUUCAAAAACAUAAGUAAGGACGCUCUACCAGUGCAUUACAGAGUCAAUAAGAAGGUGUGGAUGACAAAAGUAAUCUUUGAGGAUUGGUUUGUGUCCUGCUUUGUGCCACAAGUAAGGACCUACUGCUUGGAGAACAAGAUCCCUUUCAGAAUACUCCUACUUCUGGACAAUGCCCCUGGACAUCCCCCCCAUCUGGGCAAUCUCCACCCUGGUGUGAAAGUAGUCUAUCUCCCCAAAAACACAAGCUCUCUCCUACAACCUAUGGAUCAGGGAGCAAUUGCAGCUUUCAAGGCACACUACUUACGUGCCACAUUGGCCGAAGCUGUAGCUGCAAUGGACAGAGAGGAAAUAAUAUUGCGUGACUUUUGGAAAGGUUACAAUAUCCUUCACUGCAUCCAAAACAUUGCAGUAGCUUGGCACGAUGUCCCUACAAAAUGUAUGCAAGGGGGUUGGAGCAAAUGUUUGAAACGUUUUGCUGUAUUUGUAAAAAAUUGGGAAGGUUUUGACCAAGAUGAAAAUGUACAAGUCAUCAGUCGGGAUAUUGUAACACUGACCAGAUCCCUUAAUUUAAAUAUUGAUGCUGGGGAUGUGGAAAAUUUCAUUGCAUACAACGAGGGGGAACUUUCUAAUGAAGAAUUAAUGCAACUGCAAAGUGAAUCGGAAGAACAGGGGGAUGUGGAGGCAGGAGAAGAUGAAGAGGAGGAGGAGGAGGAGGAGGAACAGGAAGAUGGAGGAGGAGGCAUUUGCACCCCUAAAAAGUUAACAUUGAAAGAAUUGGCAGAGUUUUUCUCCAAAACAAACCACGUGUUAUCUUUUUUGAAUGACAUUGAUCCCAACGAAGAACGUGUGGGUAGAGUCCAAAGAAAAAUCAAUAACGUUUUGAAAUGUUAUCGAGAAAUAUACGAAGCUAAAGAGAAAAGUAACUCUUGCAUGGUUCCUCCGGAAAACUACAACACUCCCAUCCGCAUCUACCUCAACAGUCCUGGAUGAGCCUUGGCCAUUGACCAGCUGCUCCAUCCUUUCAGACCUAAUUUUUAUUUUUCACUGCACUAAUAUUUUCCCUUUCAAUGUGUUUUGCAUUUUAUUUUUCAAUUAUGGAAGAGUAUGUGUAUUUACAUAUUAAUUAUUGUCAUUAAAAUUUUAUACAUACAGCAGUGUUAAUAAUGGUCAUUUCUUUGAAGAGAAACGGAAAUGGAGAGAAGUGUGCAAGGUGUAGGUAAUUUGGUUUAAAGGGAGAGAAGGUUUUUCUUGCCUAACUAAAACUUUUUCUCACCAGUGAAUUUUGUUUUGUUAGUUAGGGCCCAGGGUUCAAGCCUGCUAAGAUCUUUCUG
Molecule: messenger RNA, 2392 nt
Organism: Crotalus tigris (Tiger rattlesnake)
Lineage: Eukaryota; Metazoa; Chordata; Lepidosauria; Squamata; Viperidae
Product: tigger transposable element-derived protein 1-like
Exons: 4
Coding region: 57-2051 (664 amino acids)
Biological process (GO): regulation of DNA-templated transcription
Cellular component (GO): nucleus
Molecular function (GO): DNA binding
Source: RefSeq, a predicted model, not a curated record